Molecule: messenger RNA, 786 nt
Organism: Drosophila teissieri
Lineage: Eukaryota; Metazoa; Arthropoda; Insecta; Diptera; Drosophilidae
Product: antigen 5 like allergen Cul n 1
Exons: 3
Coding region: 1-750 (249 amino acids)
Source: RefSeq, a predicted model, not a curated record
AUGUCCGGCUAUACGGUGGUAAAUAUAUUCGUACUAUCGCUGGUGCUCCAAAGCCUGGCUGAGAAUCUUUGCAGACAGGAUCUCUGUCCCAAAGGAACCACCCAUAUAGCGUGUCAGAAUGUAAACGCAUCCUUUGGCAGCUCCUGUCCCAAAGAUGCCAGCGUGAUUAAACUGAAUCUCAAGGAUAAGAAACUACUGCUCAGGGCCCACAAUUUGGUGAGACAAAAGUGGGCUAGUGGCAAGGCUAAGAUAAGGCGGCCCGCCUGCAAAAUGGCCAAAAUAGAAUGGAGUAAGGAACUGGAGAAGUUGGCGCUCUUGAAUGCCAAAACCUGUGUGGUGGCGCAUGAUGGGUGUCACAACACCGAGCAGUUUCGGCAAUCUGGCCAGAAUCUCUUUGUGGCCACAUAUUCGCUUGGGAUGAAUGUGACGUCAGCGGUGCUCCUCGAGACGGCAGUGGCGGAGUGGGCAGGCGAGGAAAAGGACAUUGCCGCCGAGGAUCUGCAGAAAUUUGACGCUAACAAAGUAUCAUCGAUUGGCCACCUGACCGUUUUGGUCAACGAGCGCAGUUCUGCUGUGGGCUGUGGCUUGGUGUCCUACAAGAGGACUCAAUUCAAGCAAUACUACCUGGCCUGCAACUACGCGUAUACAAAUGUGGUUGGUGAGCCCGUUUACGGCGAGUGCGCGAAGGCCGGCAGUGGGUGCCCAAAGGGCAUUGACCCCAUUUAUGCGCCGCUCUGUGUUGCUCUGUAAAUGCAAAUGCUUAAAUACAAUUCAAUCUAAAUUAUA